AGCUCCAGCUCCAACCACACCCAAGCUCUCCGGACUCACUCUUCCACCUGAUCUUGAUCAGCCACCUGUGUUUGAAAUAUCGACCAGACGCUUGUGACCAGACCCUUCACAUAAGCCAACAAGCUCGAAACCUUUGCCAUCCUGACCUGGCGGCCGUUUUAUCUCGGUUUUCUUUCAUAUUCACCUUUCAUUCGUGACCUGUUGCAUCAUCGCUACCCCGCCAUCACAUCGCGGUCGUACGAACCCCUCCUCGAGAUCCAAGGCAUUCCCCGAAGUCACCAGAAUAGCAAGUUUCUGGAGAUCGCGAUUUAUUGUCCCAAUAACCAAAACACCCCCAUUCACUUUCAUAUAAGACCCGAAGUCCUCCCGAAAACAAAUAAACAUUUCCUACCGAACGAGCCCAGCCGCUGCUGCCAACGCCGCCGACGAGACCCCACGGGCGUCCCGUUUCGCCCAACAUGACGGAACUCAAGUUCUCUGCCUUCACGUCGCAAAUAGAACUACCCUUCUAUUCCGCACUAUUCUCCUCGAAACUCGACCAUGACAAGCUCGACGACUCGGCCCGGUUUGUACUGGGCACAUACGAGUCGAAUCCGCUGGCGACCCCGGAGGCGAGCACCCGCAUGCAGAUCCUCGGAAAUGCGCUGACAAGCAACGCAAUCGCUUUGGGGCAGUGUCGAGCCGAGGGCAUGAUUAAGAAUGUUAAUACGAUGGAAGACUUCAAGUCGGCAGACAAAAGUGCCAUGCUGAAGACGGCGGGCCGGCAGAUAUGGGACGCCAUCAAGGACGGGACGAUCUACUCCAUCCCGUCACUCCUAUCCGCCUUUACCAUACUCUCCUACGCCGACCUGAAAAAGUACCGUUUCACGUACUGGUUCGCGUUCCCAGCGCUCCAUUCCGACCCUCAGUGGAAGCGGACAGCUCCGAUCGGCAAGCUCACCCCAAAAGAAAGCGAAUCUCUGGUCGAGAAGGUUGGCACAUGGCGUUACGGAGUAGACAACAGGCAAUACGGAUUCUUCCUGGUCAAACGAACACGCGGCGGGGAGGACAAUCGAUCUAAGAACUCAUUUGACUCCUCGGCCGAGGACCUGGGAUUCACAUGGGAAGUUGGCGCGCUCCGUGAUUUCGAGGACGGUUUCUUCGAGGGGGUGGCCGAGGAAGAUCGGUUUGUCUCUUUUGUCGAUCCUUCGAGUUACCCCGAGCAUCCGUCAUGGCCACUGCGAAACCUGUUGGUCCUUGUGCGCCAGCGCUUCCACUUUACCAAGGUGAAUAUCUUGUGCUACAGAGACACCCAGGCCAGACGGCACGAAGCUCGAAGCAUCAUCCUGCCGCUCGCUAUGGACAGCGUGCCGGAGAUGGAGACGACGCAGAUGCCAAAGGUCACGGGAUGGGAGCGCAACGUCACUGGGAAACUGCAGGCCCGACAGGCCAAUCUCGCCGAGUACAUGGACCCGACCAAGCUUGCUGAGCAAGCUGUCGACCUCAACCUCAAGUUGAUGAAGUGGCGCAUAUCCCCAAAUCUGGACCUGGACUCUAUCAGGAAUACCUCCUGCCUUCUUCUCGGUGCAGGAACCCUGGGGAGCUACGUAUCACGGAACCUGAUGGGGUGGGGUGUGCGGAAGAUCACAUUCGUCGACUACGGCUCAGUCUCAUUUUCGAAUCCUGUUCGACAACCGCUAUUCGAGUUCAAGGACUGUCUCGAGGGGGGCGCUCCUAAGGCGAAGAGGGCGGCCGAGGCGCUACAGGCCAUCAACCCAGGGGUAGAAAGCGAAGGCCAUGCCCUUUCCGUACCUAUGCUUGGCCACCCGAUCACGGACGAGGCCAAGACAAAGGAGGAGUUCUCGAAAUUGAAGGAGCUGGUCGAAUCUCACGACGUCGUCUUCCUGCUGAUGGACAGCCGGGAGUCGCGGUGGCUGCCCACGGUCAUGGGCAAGGCGGCGGGGAAGAUAGUCAUGAACGCCGCGCUGGGCUUCGACACCUACGUCGUGAUGCGGCACGGCGCCACCCCGAAGGACGGUUCCGACAAGACCUUGGGGUGCUACUUCUGUAAUGAUGUCGUAGUAGCGACAGACUCUCAAAAGGAUCUCACCCUCGACCAGCAGUGCACCGUCACCCGGCCCGGCGUGGCAGCAAUCGCGUCCGCGCUGCUCGUCGAGCUGCUCGCCAGCGUCCUGCAGCACCCCGAGCGCCAACACGCAGCGGCCCCCAAGCCCACCGCUGCCGCUGACUCCUCUUCCUCAUCAUACGAGCGGGAUCCCCCAGACCACCCGCUGGGCAUCGUGCCCCACCAGAUCCGGGGCUUCCUGUCGACGUUCCAGAACAUGAUGAUCCGCGGCGAGUCGUACCCGUGCUGCAGCGCGUGCAGCAACCCCGUCCUCGAGGCGUACCAGAAGGACGGCUGGGGCUUCGUGAAGAAGGCCCUGGAGGAGAAGGACUAUGUCGCUGAGCUUUCUGGCCUCGCCGAGGUGCAGAGGCGGGCUGAGGCCAUGGCGGCUGAGGUUGACUUUAGCGACGAGGAGGGCGAGGAUGACGGGGAGGCGGUGAUGCUUUGAUUUGUGAUGAUAUUACGCUGUAAAUGAAUUGCAUGCCGAGGGAGGCGAGAAGCAAUCUUUUUUUCUUUUCUUUUCUUUUCUUUCAAGCAUUGUUGGACGUCUUCUAUUGAGACCUCGGGUCUUGCGGCGUACUUAUGUUGGUGUAUUUUGUACUUACGAGUUAUGCCUCUCGAAGGACGAGAGGACCGGAUAUGCCGUCCACUGAAUAGAUACAAUCGAAUUCCAUGAGAUA
Diaporthe batatas is the source of this 2784-nucleotide messenger RNA. RefSeq lists its product as uncharacterized. The transcript has 3 exons. Gene Ontology annotation, molecular function: Atg8 activating enzyme activity; Atg12 activating enzyme activity. Gene Ontology annotation, cellular component: cytoplasm; phagophore assembly site. NCBI's taxonomy places the organism in Eukaryota, Fungi, Ascomycota, Sordariomycetes, Diaporthales, Diaporthaceae. The record is from RefSeq and is a predicted model, not a curated record. The coding region runs from base 459 to 2552 and encodes 697 amino acids. Gene Ontology annotation, biological process: autophagosome assembly; protein modification by small protein conjugation; C-terminal protein lipidation.